This is a messenger RNA of Mercenaria mercenaria, 8179 nucleotides long. RefSeq names its product nephrocystin-4-like. The record is from RefSeq and is a predicted model, not a curated record. Gene Ontology annotation, biological process: protein localization to ciliary transition zone; negative regulation of canonical Wnt signaling pathway. Bases 204 to 4799 code for a protein of 1531 amino acids. The transcript is spliced from 27 exons. Gene Ontology annotation, cellular component: ciliary transition zone; ciliary basal body; non-motile cilium. Lineage: Eukaryota; Metazoa; Mollusca; Bivalvia; Venerida; Veneridae.
CUGAUUCGGAACAAAAUUCCUGGAUAAUAGCAGGUUCAAGGAAAUCUUGUUUUAGGUGUUUGGAGCAUACAUGAAAAUAUUUUCUUGCAUAUAGAAUUACAUUCUUCAUUUCAAGCCACAAUUAAAGAUCACUUUCAGCAAAAUGUGAUAUUGUGUGGAAAAGGAAUAUUUGAAAUUUGACAAAAUGUGAAUAUUAAAAUAAAAUGGCAUGGGUUGAGGAACGGAAAACAACAUUUUCUGGUGUAACUGAGCAGGAUGAAAAAUCAGGAUCUAGUCAGAAUGGAUUUAAGAGAAACAGUUAUAUGUCACAGUACCUCCAUAAUGAAAAACAGGAAGUGAUAUUCGGUGGUUAUACCCCUAGUGUUACAGAUGGUGCAAAAUUGACUGAGAGGCUGAUUCAAAAUCGGACGUUGCCUCAUCCGAGAGAUGGUAAUGUUGAAGAUGCAAUAAUAACUGUGCCAUUAUGCAUUGGAUUGAUAGGUGUGGAAAACGUAUUAGUGCCAUUUUCCUUUUUUAACCAGGUAGAGGGAAUCAAUAAUGUAGAAUUCCAGCUGAGAGUGAGCCUUUUUGACCUAGCCUAUCAUCAGUUCUUUGGUCGGCAAUGGGCAGGGCAAUACUCAGAACUGACAGGCAUAGGUGGCCAAUCAAAGCCAAAGCUCCGCCUCUCACAAAAUAUUUACUUCCAUACAUCUAUAGUCAGUUCCAACAUAGUGGCUGUGGUUGAACUUGUAUCUUCAGGAUUAGAUGAAGGGGGCCGUCUUAAAAAGAUUUCUUGUGGGUGGGGUAUAAUUAGACCCUUCAGAGAUGAGGAAAUUCCUGACACAGCCAGAGGAAUUAAACCUCCUACACAGAAGUGUCAAUUAUAUAAUGGCACUCCAAGAGCUUUGUAUUUCAUGGAUGAACCAAUUGAAGACUGCGAGUUUCUAAGGCCUAUACCAGACUGUGAGUUAGGUUUUACCAUUGCUACACACAAGGCUAUGUACAAAGUAACACAUCUGUUACCCGAGAACACAGUUGUUGGCAACAAUGACGUUAUUCCAGGUCUCUUUGAUAGCGACUCAGCAGCCAAAGACAAACUGAAGAAGCCAAAGAAGUUGAAGUCUUCAGCUUGCACUAUAGAGCAUGUGACGUUACAAUUGAACCCAACGAUAGAAAAGUUUGAGGAAGAACUGUGUGAGACUUUACAAGAAGAUAGACUCAAUAUGAUGGGAAAACAUUCUGACGGUACUUCCGUGGUAAUAAUGGAAAGAAGAUUACUGGUUGGUGUACACAAUGGCUGGACAUUUGUAGAGAAGCCUCAGACAUUUUUACUGGAUGCCAAGAACAUAUCUAUGAAAUCAUUGAAGCCCGGUGCUAGCCCUACAUUCAGGCGAAGCCAGAGGUUUAAAAGUUCCCACAAAUCACAAGGUGCUGAAGAUGGACCUGACAUGAUGAAUCACCUUGUACUUAACCAGCGAGUUCACAUCAAUGAUCUUCUAGAGGACCCGAUGUUUGCUGUUGUAUUUAUCCUGGAAUAUGUGAUUGGGGAACAACUCUCAGCAGAAGAUAGAAAAAUGGCCAGAAGUAUUCAGAGAGGUAACACAAGGUCAGUAACUCUACGUUGGUCUGCAUGGAACCCGUUCCUACAGCAGCAUAAUUCUCCACAUGUCACUGUAGGCCUGUUUGGUGGCCCAAUUCCAUCACCAGAUGGAGAAUUUGUCUACAAAGUUCCAGAUACAGCCAUGCAGGACGAGAUCUCUUCAAGAACUGCUGGUGGUCUUAUGGCAUUCCAGUGGGGCUUUGGUUUCAAGGAAAGUGUCUCAUCUGGAAUACAUCCCACCCACCCAAUGGCUUUGGCACCAGGUUUUCCAAUGGGUUCAGCUCACUCUAUGCGGUCUAUGGAAAGCAGUGACGUUGGUAUGAUGGUUGAGUCUCCCACGGCACAAAGGAAACCACCUUCAGGUCGACCGCUUUCUUCAAGGGGUCCAGCAGGACCGACCACUCUGGCAGUCCCGCAGCAGGUAGGAGCAGGAAGUGUUUUACAGCCGCAGCAGGUACCGAUGCAGUACCCUCAGGUGUACGCCCAGAGUAUGCCACAACAGAUGUAUAUACCCAUGCACCAGGGACCAGUACAGAUGUAUGGCAUGCCGGGUCCAGUACCAGACAUGCAGGAGUUGAGGUAUACUCCGUCUUAUCAACCCAUCUUGACAGCUGCUCCACAACCCAAAAAAGGAUCUGGCUUAUCGAGAGCUGCCUAUGCCAAGUUAUACUCUGUGGGAUUCCCGCCAGUUCUAGAUCGUAAUGGAGAACCACCAGAGGUUAUAGAUCCUAACACACAUGUUGUCACAGUAGAUCUACAGAGAGAGAUGAAUGAUCCUCUACAAUGUAAUGAAGUCAUCUUCCAGUUCCUCGCAUUCUCAAAAAUGAUGGAACAUAUUGGAGCGUCAGGACCAGAGAAGACUGGAGGCACUGUGUUUUUCUCCUUCCAGUUCUACAGGAACCAACAAGUCACCACAGAAAGGUUGUUGCUGUCAAAACCUCAGAAUGACCUUUCUUCGGAUAUACACUCCAUGCCUUACAUACUACAUAAACUUGAUAAAGAUGGAACUUUGCUCAAGGGUCCUCCAGGCUUAGAGAUUCGCUAUUUCAUGGACCCAGCAUUUAUGAAGCCUGGUGAGACACAACUGUUUUUACAACAUUUGUCCCAGCAGACGAUGUAUAUAGAUGUAUGGGACGGUGACUCCCUCUUACCUCUCGGUAGUACAGCACUAGAGCUGAAGUAUUUAUGUAGAACUGGUAUGGAGGCAGUUCAGACAACGUUUGAGUUAGACGUGGUCUCCACAGAAUACCAGGAAGAUCCUAAUCUGGCCCACGGGGAGGCGGGAGCUGGUGGUGUCAGGCCAGCCAAUGUCCAGUCAGUGGUCAGGGGCAAGCUUCAUCUAAGGCUGGCAAACAUUGGACAUCCUGCUGAUCCUAAAAGUACAACCACAGGAUUUGGUCAGCCGACUUUGCCAACAUUCACAAUGGACCCGCAUGCAUAUAUAAGCCUACCGAGUAAAAGUUUUCAGAUUGUUUCUCAGACGGCCAGUAACUCCGCCUUCGGGGGCGGGAGUCUGAUUGCAGGAGGAGCUAAAACUGAAUAUGGAGUACCCAUAAAGAAACGUGUAGCAAGAGCCCAUCAUGUAGCAGAGAAUAAUAGGGAAGUGGCGGCACUUCUUUUCUCGAAGCGGGAGGAGAUUGAACCUGUCACUGAGUCUCAUAGGGAGGCUGAUUCUGAAAGACAAAGAAAACUUGCGAGAAUGCAGGCUCUGAGAAAUCAGGAUGGUGGCAUUGAGAAACCUCAGACUUUGAUGGCUCACAAACAGCUUAAAACAGAGAGAGCGAGAGAUCUGAAAACCAUGGAGAUAUACCGUAUGCAGACAAAGAAAGAAGGUAUAGAGGCAAUGCUGAGUCAGUCUAUAACAACAGAACAUGCCAUCCAUCCUUCAUUCGGAACAUCAGAGUUCUUCGAGUUUGUACUACGCAACCCGUUCAAUGUGGAACAUACUGUCAAAAUAGAAUGGGAGAGCAAAAAUUUGCAUUGUGUAACUGACACAAGAGAAUGGCGUUACUUCAAGCAGUUAUACCAGAUACAGUCACACAUGGAAGAAGGCAUGUUUACCAGCGAGACAAAAGCUCACUUCCCAGAAGUCUUCCUAAGACCGAAGGAAACUGUGAACAUUCCCUUCAAAUAUCUGUCGUUCCUUGCAGAUCAGUCUGCCAAACCACAGGGGCCUGUGGAUCCAUUCAGACAAACAAUGAAAAGAAACACAUCCAAGCCAACUGAUUCUCUCAGACCCAAAACAAUAAAGGUUUAUUUCAAGAGUGAGGAUGAGAAGCCACUGGCUAUACUGUUACUGAAGGUUGAACCCCAGCCCCAUGUUAUAGAUCAGACAUUUAGAUUCCACAGCCCAGAACAAACUUUCCUGAAGAAAUCUAUCAGGUUGCCACCACUAGAGAGUCUGCCAGGUGCACCAGUGGGCAGUGGUAAUGUUGUACAUACUGUAGCAAGAUGUAGUGACCCAAAUAUUAUCUGUGAUACCAAAACUACCCAACCUGGAGAACCUCAAGAUGUCUUUGUGAAGGUGCCUCUAGGAGCAUCACCUCAGAUCAAGAAAUUCUUCAUGGCUGUGUACCUGGAUCCUUUUAUGGCACGACCUAUACAGAUCUGGCAGUUCUAUGUCCAUGCCCUACAGAGAGUGGAUGUGUCGGCCGUGGAGGGUCAGACUAGCAGGUUCUCCCUUCUGCUAAGGGGUACUCAAGCAUCAAGACUUGUGAAGUGUUUCUCGUCUCAUCCUGAUGAAAUGACUCUUUACCCGACAGAACAAUUCAUGUUAGCUGCAGGGGCAGUACAUGAGCUGAAUGUCGCUGUCAGACCAAUGCAGGAAGGUAACAAAUUCUUCUACAUCAAUGUUGUUGACGUGGAGUUCCACCAACUCGUGCGCACGUGGCUUAUCUGUGUCAGUUCACGAGCACCGAUGAUCUCAAGGGCAUUUGAACUUGCUUUACCAGUUGGCGGCGGAAAAGGGUGCAGCAAGAAAAUCACAUACACCAAUCCAUACCCUCAUAAAAAGACAUUCCUGUUACAUUCUAACAGAGAAGAUCUGUUACAGUUUAAAGAAUCUACUAUGGAAAUUGAAGGUGGUGGUACGUCGACGAUUGGGCUGAGAUUUGUACCUAUACAACAAGCAGGCACUGCGGAAAUACUCGUGUUUAUAAAUGAUGAGGAGGAUAAAAAUGAGGAGACGUUCCGAGUAACAGCAGUGUAUCAGCGAAUGUAGAUAUUUAUUUUGCAUGUCAGACAUGACAGAUGUAGAGACUUACAGGAUACCAUUACGAGGGAUUCUUUACUCAGUUAGCGUCUGCUAAAGGUUAUAAAAAACAAGUUUGGCAACCAGUCUCAGAUCUACAUCAGACUGGUCAAGUAUAAGCUUAUUUCUAAAGUUGACCAAUGGCUGCACAGCAUUUUGAGAUUGGUCUCAGAACUGAAGUUUAAUUACCGGUAAACCUUGAAAUUGAGAGGUGUAAUGUGCUUUUAUAUACUGCCAAAUUGAUAGAUGUAGGAUAGUUGCAUAAGGACUUCAAGUGCAUAAAUGGAAAGAAAUAUAUGGAAAAUAAAUCAAUAUAUAUAUAUUGCAUUUAGUAAUACAUGCUUUUAUGACGCAUAACAUUUUUGCCAAGAAAAGAGAUCUAAAUUACUUUGUGUAUAUUGUAUCUCAUUACUGGAUAUUUUUGUAUGUAACUUUAAAGAACAUUUCAUUUGGCAGCAAAAAAUAUAUAAAUAUGUACAGUUGUAUAUAUCUAUUUAUAUAUAACUUAUCAAACAACAGCUGCAUGGUUUAUUAUGAAUCGUGUCACAUUUUCCGUCCAUUGAUUACUGUUUAAUCUCAUUAUCUUGCCUUAUUUGAAUGGUAAAAAGCAGGUAGUAAGAAAUGCCAUUUACUUCCACACUUACUGUUAGGAGCUGUCAUUGAUUCAAAGGUUUUGUAUCAAAAUAACAACUGCAGAUAUAAACAUUACAUUGGUAUUGAUAUUCCAAAAUUCUGUAUGGACACAUUGUCAACAUUAACCAUCUUAUCAAUACAUGUGAUUAAACACGACAGGCCUACUUGAUCUGCUGUGAAAUCAUUUAAUUUCGUGGGUAUGAAAUUUCUUGGUUUUGCUGAAUUAAGCUAAUUUUUAGCUCACCUGUCACAAAGUGACAAGGUGAGCUUUUGUGAUCGCGUGGUGUCCGUCGUCCGUCGUCCGUCCGUGCGUCCGUUUGUGCGUGCGUCCGUAAACUUUUGCUUGUGACCACUCUAGAGGUCACAUUUUUCAUGGGAUCUUUAUGAAAGUUGGUCAGAAUGUUCAUCUUGAUGAUAUCUAGGUCAAGUUCGAAACUAGGUCACGUGCCUUCAAAAACUAGGUCUAAAAAUAGAAAAACCUUGUGACCUCUCUAGAGGCCAUAUAUUUCACAAGAUCUUCAUGAAAAUUGGUCAGAUUGUUCACCUUUAUGAUAUCUAGGUCAGGUUCGAAACUGGGUCACGUGCCGUCAAAAACUAGGUCAGUAGGUCUAAAAAUAGAAAAACCUUGUGACCUCUCUAGAGGCCAUAUAUUUCAUGAGAUCUUCAUGAAAAUUGGUCAGAACGUUCACCUUGAUGAUAUCUAGGUCAAGUUCGAAACUGGGUCACGUGCCCUCAAAAACUAGGUCAGUAGGUCAAAUAAUAGAAAAACCUUGUGACCUCUCUAAAGGCCAUAUUUUUCAUGGGAUCUGUAUGAAAGUUGGUCUGAAUGUUCGUCUUGAUGAUAUCUAGGUCAAGUUUGAAACUGGGUCACGUGCGGUCAAAAACUAGGUCAGUAGGUAUAAAAAUAGAAAAACCUUGUGACCUCUCUAGAGGCCAUAUAUUUCAUGAGAUCUUCAUGAAAACUGGUCAGAAUGUUCACCUUGAUGUUAUCUAGGUCAAGUUCCAAAGUGGGUCACGUGCCAUCAAAAACUAGGUCAGUAGGUCAAAUAAUAGAAAAACCUUGUGACCUCUCUAGAGGCCAUAUUUUUUAUGGGAUCUGUUUGAAAGUUGGUCUGAAUGUUCAUCUUGAUGAUAUCUAGGUCAAGUUCGAAACAGGGUCAUGUGCGGUCAAAAACUAGGUCAGUAGGUCUAAAAAUAGAAAAACCUUGUGACCUCUCUAGAGGCCAUUCUUGUGAAUGGAUCUGCAUAAAAAUUGGUCAGAAUGUUCACCUUGAUGAUAUCUAGGUCAAAUUUGAAACUGGGUCACGUGCCUUAAAAAACAAGGUCAGUAGGUCAAAUAAUAAAAAAACCUUGUGACCUCUCUAGAGGCCAUACUUUUUAUGGAAUCUGUAUGGAAGUUGGUCUGAAUGUUCAUCUUGAUGAUAUCUAGGUCAAGUUCAAAACUGGGUCAACUGUGGUCAAAAACUAGGUCAGUAGGUCUAAAAUUAUUAAAAUCUUUUGACUUUUCUAGAGACCAUAUUUUUCAAUGGAUCUUCAUGAAAAUUGAUCUGAAUGUUCACCUUGAUGAUAUCUAGGUCACUUUCGAAACUGGGUCACUUGCGGUCAAAAACUAGGCCAGUAGGUAUAAAAAUAGAAAAACCUUGUGACCUCUCUAGAGGCCAUAUUUUUCAUGAGAUCUUCAUGAAAAUUAGUGAGAAUGUUCACCUUGAUGAUAUCUAGAUAAAGUUCAAAACAGGGUCAUGUACCUUCGAAAACUAGGUCAAUAGGUUAAAUAAUAGAAAAACCUUGUGACCUCUCUAGAGACCAUAUUUUUCAAUGGAUCUUCAUGAAAAUUGGUCAGAAUUUUUUUCUUGAUAAUAUCUAGGUCAAGUUCAAAACUGAGUCACAUGAGCUCGAAAACAAGGUCACUAUGUCAAAUAAUAGAAAAAACGACGUCAUACUCAAAACUGGGUCAUGUGGGAAGAGGUGAGCGAUUCAGGACCAUCAUGGUCCUCUUGUUUGAAAAUAAAUUUGUGGAGUUGAAGUUCAGGAGGUAAAAUGAAUGGAAAUUUCAUAUGUUCGUUAGGAUUAAACUCAAUGAAUUGAUACAACCAUAAGAUCAAUGAAGUAUGUCGCCUACGAAUAUUUAUGAUUCCAAAAUAUAGUAACAUACCAUAUAAAAAUGUGAAAAAGGCAAAAUGGUAUGUUGAUCAUCUAUCCCUCUUCAUUUUUCAUCAUCUUUGAAAAAUGAUACCAUUAUUUAUGCAUAGCAUGUUUUUUAACUUGGUCAGUUAUCACUACGGUCAGUGAAAAAAUGAUGUAUUUAAUUUUAAAAGAAUAAGUACUGCUUCUACUUUUUUUAAAGGACGAAACGCAUUGUAUGUAAGAGAUAAUGCCUUGUUUUUUUUUUAGAUAUAAAAGAUUGUUAGAAUUGAUUUAACAAUACAUUUUUGUUAGCCGCCGAAUCUUUUUAUACAUUCAGCCGUCUCGUGUUGUACUUUUAAAUUAAUGUAUAUUUCAUAUCUCCAAGACUGUGAUAUAUCUUGUCUCUUUUCAUGUUGCUUUUUACAAAAACUUACAGUUAUCUUUAUACAUGUGGGUAGCUGUAUACAUCAGGAAACAGAGGCCUUACAUUGUAAGUUAUUGUUUGUGUAUCAAUAGAUUAUUUAUUAGAGUGACUGUGUAAAUGUACACCUUAGAUGCCAAACGUAGAAAAAUAAUAAAACUGAAUAAAAAUA